Molecule: messenger RNA, 1611 nt
Organism: Suillus plorans
Lineage: Eukaryota; Fungi; Basidiomycota; Agaricomycetes; Boletales; Suillaceae
Exons: 4
Coding region: 1-1611 (536 amino acids)
Source: RefSeq, a predicted model, not a curated record
AUGACUUCAACAACCGCUACGCCAGACUUUUUCCAUCUGGAACGCAGGAGUUAUAACACAGUUCAAUCUAGAGGUCUUAUUGCAAAGACCAACGAAGUAUAUCAAAGAGCAGUAGUCGAACAAGCUCGCAAUCUCAGGGCAUUUCUAGAGCCCUUGCAGCACCUACAUCCCUUGCAACGCCCUCAGCCCCCACAGUCCUCACCACUCUUGCCGCCCUUAGAUCCCAAUUUGGCCUCUGAGGGAUUUGUUGCGACGCAAAUGGAAGAUAACAAGGCAAUCACGCGCCACAUCAUCAACUGGCUCUGUCAUGACGAGGUUAUUUUUCAACACCUCGAAAAUCUGGACGAUCCUACCAAGCUCCGCGGCAUGAAGGGUAUUCUGCAGAGGUUCAAAGAAAAGGGGUAUUUGAAUGAUCAAGGCUGGACAAAUGAGAUAGAUUGUCCUGACUUGAAAGCACCUCACUUUAAUCGCCAACACGGUGGCAGAUUCAGCACAGAAGAUCAUAUGACUAGAUUUAUGAAUCGUUCAGUGAAGGAGGCGCUUUUACUAGCAGGCGAUUCAAAGAUUAAGCGAAUUUGGAGUUCAGACUAUUGUCAGAAGCCUCUUCCUGGAUCCGCCGAAGAACGCAAACCUGAUAUCAUCCUUGUUCCCAGUGAUCCUCUUGUUCAGGACUGGCGUCGCGUCUUCACGCUUGCUGAGAUGAAGCAGCAUGGGGUUGAUGUUGAUAAACAGGAGUGGUUUGAUGAGAUCGCAAAGCGAGCGAACACAAUCUGGGGUUGUCAGGAUGCUCGCAACUUUGUCAUUGUCUUGAUGUUCCUGGGCGAAGCAUUUACGUUUGCAUUUUUCGAUCGUGGAGGCGCUGUUUGCCUUGAUAUGCUAAACAUCAUGGAGGAUAAGGAGGAAUACCUUCGGCUUGUCUUAUACUUAUCCCUGGCUGAUCCUGGUAUGGUGGGUCUGGAGACAUCCAUUGGGCAGGAUGAAGCCCGGCGAUUUGUACGAUCAAGAGUUUUUGGUCCCGAGGUGCCAAUCAAUAUGGUGCUGUUUAUCAGUAAUAAUAUUCAUGGUCAUGGCACCGUUGCGCGUCACGUCACACUAUCACGAGAGCGCAUUGCUCAAGUGUUGCAAUCGGGCGGGUCUUGGGAUGCCAUGGAGAAAUGGCUCAAGGGAAUGGAGAAUGAGGUGGAUGUGGUGGUGAAAGAUACCUGGGUUGAUCUCACUGCACCACACACGGAAGGGAUGAUUCUCAAUGACCUUCGGCUGAAAGGAGUACAGGGUGUUACGUGUUUGCUCUUUGAGGGACUGGUUGUUGGUCCUGCUUUGCCACCUCCACUCGGUCAACUUGGCGAUCAUCCAGGCAUUGGUUCACUCAAGGAUAUUGGUGCGAUCUCUCAGACUGGCGAUGUUAAUGUCUGGAGUAGCACUGUCUACAACCGAUCUUUCUGGGGUGUUCCAACACUGGCCUUGGCACACAAGAGCAUGGCUAGGAGCGUCAACAAAUACGAUCGCUACCAUCCUGUGUCUGAAGGUUUUACCUUGCCAAAGCUGGAACCUGUGAUGCGCUGUAGAAACAACUAUACUGAGAGGAACAAAACAAAGAUUGCUCCUAACUGA